AUGGGCAGCGCUGCAGCUUCUGCUACGCGCCGGCUUGGGGGUGUCAUCAAAGGCUCCCGAAUAUGCGACGACUUGGAGCUGCAGGAGCUGCUCUUGGGAUGGGAGCGGCUGGGGCUAACUCUGUCAGGCGUCAUACUCCAAGCGGAGCACAAGGAGACAGUCAAGGAGUAUGACAUGAACCAUGACUCGUGGACCGCGACAGACACCAUCCUUGGGGAAAACCAGCUGGUGGUGAAGACAGUAGGAGACGGCCUGCUAACGCUCCGGCUCACAGCCCAAGGCUUCAAGUGGGAGCACGUGGGCUCCUACAGGCUGGGUGGCAAAAGCAAGGAUGGGCAGUCUCUGCUGAAGGUGGUGGAUUCAAGCACAAAGGCCUUCAAAGUUGAUGACCUACGAGAAAGUUUGGAGGAGAUCAGGCACACCAAGUAUGGAAAGCAAUCCGGCUGUGUGCCCUUCGAAGAGUUUGCUCUGAGACUCUUCGAGAGACUGGCAGGACGGGCGUGCGAGGGGCAGCGGGAUCUGGAUCCCCUGAAGGGAGUGGAGCACCCUUCUGCCAAGGGCAGCAGUGGUCAGCAUCAGCAGCGGCUGUCGCGAUAA
Molecule: messenger RNA, 597 nt
Organism: Symbiodinium natans
Lineage: Eukaryota; Dinophyceae; Suessiales; Symbiodiniaceae
Source: the annotation of a GenBank genome assembly